CCGAGCAGCAGCUACUCCUGCCAUGGUGCCCGUUUUGGUCUCCAUGAGUCCCUCCCGCCUGGGGCUAUGGGCCGCGGCAUUCGUCUUGGUCCUGAUCCUCCUCAAAUUUGUUAGCUUGCUGCUUCGGAGGCAGAUGCUGGCGAAGGCGAUGGACAACUUUCCCGGGCCCCCCACCCAUUGGCUCUUCGGGCACGCCCACGAGAUCAAGAAGUUAGGAGCCCUGGACAAGGUGGUGUCCUGGGCUAAUCAGUUCCCCUACGCCCACCCGCUGUGGUUUGGACAGUUCCUGGGUUUCCUGAACAUCUACGAGCCUGAAUAUGCCAAAGCUGUAUACAGCCGAGGGGACCCCAAGGCUGCAGAUGUGUAUGACUUCUUCUUGCAGUGGAUUGGGAAAGGGCUACUGGUCCUCCAGGGGCCCAAGUGGUACCAGCACCGCAAACUGCUCACACCCGGCUUCCAUUAUGACGUGCUAAAGCCCUACGUGGCCAUUUUUGCGGAGUCCGCAAACAUCAUGCUGGACAAGUGGGAGAAAAGGGCUUGUGAGGAGAAGAGCUUUGACAUCUUCUGUGACGUGGGCCGCAUGGCACUGGACACACUCAUGAAAUGUACCUUUGGCAAAGGAGACAGCGGCUUGUGUGAAAGGGACAACGAGUACUACUUGGCGGUCAGCGACCUCACGCUGCUGAUGCAGCAGCGCAUUGAGACCUUUCAGUACCACAAUGACUUCAUCUACUGGUUCACCCCGCACGGGCGCCGCUUCCUGCGUGCCUGCAAGGUGGCGCAUGAUCACACAGACAAGGUCAUCAGGGAGCGCAAGGAAGCGCUGAAGAACGAGAAAGAGUGGCAGAAGGUGCAGAACCGCAGGCACCUGGACUUCCUGGACAUCCUCCUGGGCGUUCGGGAUGAAAACGGGGUCAAGUUGUCAGAUGCAGACCUCCGGGCUGAAGUGGACACGUUCAUGUUUGAAGGCCACGACACCACUACCAGUGGCAUGUCCUGGUUUCUCUACUGCAUGGCCAAGUACCCCGAGCACCAGAGUCGCUGUCGGGAGGAAAUCCGAGAGAUCCUUGGGGACCGGGACACCAUACAAUGGGACGAUCUGGGCAAGAUGACCUACCUGACCAUGUGCAUCAAGGAGAGUUUCCGCCUCUACCCACCCGUGCCCCAGGUGUAUCGCCAGCUCAAUAAGCCUGUCAGUUUCGUGGAUGGCCGCUCUCUUCCUGCAGGUAGCCUGGUGUCUCUGCACAUCUAUGCCCUCCACAGGAACAGCGCUGUGUGGCCAGAUCCUGAGGUCUUUGACCCCCUGCGUUUUUCCCCUGAGAAUUCAUCUGGACGCCACCCCUUUGCCUUCAUCCCCUUCUCUGCGGGGCCCAGGAACUGCAUUGGGCAGCAGUUUGCGAUGAAUGAAACGAAGGUAGUCACGGCCCUCUGCUUGCUCCGUUUUGAGUUUUCCCUGGAUCCCUCUAAGCUCCCCAUCCAGAUUCCUCAGCUGGUCCUGCGCUCCAAGAAUGGCAUCCACUUGCACCUGAAGUCGUUGAGGGCAGGCUCUGGGAAGUAGCUCUGCUGAGAGAAGGGCCUCAGACACUCUGCUCUGGGACCCUGGGCACUACUCUCUUGGGUUGGCUCAUGGAAUGGCUGGGGGCUCCCUCCUUUUGGAAAGCUUGUAGUUUAGAAGAGGGGUAGACACCACCUUAGUUAAUCCCCUCAAGGGCUAUGCUAUGAAAACGUGUAUUUAUCAUUAAACGAAUUAAAGAACUUGCUCAUUCACCCAACAAACAUGGAGAGCAUUGACUUGCUUGCAUAAUAUUUAUUUAUCUCACAGCUCACUAUAGAGCUAUAAUGUAUCAGAAACUCAUUUCAAGCCAGAUGACAGAGAACACAAUUGAAGCUAUGCCUUUGAAUCAUAAUUAACACCACAAAAAACUCACUAUUAUUGUUUGGAGUUUCCCCCCCAGAAUCAGGCCUGCUGAAAAGGAAGCAUUUGAUAAUUUCUUUUCCAUUGCUGAGAAUGAAGAGAUAUGAGGUUUUGGAUUUCUGUAUUUUAGUAUUUUAGUAACUAAGUCCAAGGACAUUUCUGCCGGAAAUUGCAUCAUUGCAACCUCAAACCUCCCAUUAGUGGUCCUCAUAAGAUGGCGGUCACCACGCCGUGCCCCACCGGCAAGGAACAGGGGAGAGAGAACAACCUUUCUCUUCCUGGGGCGAAAUGGAGCCUCGGUUUAGUUCCCAGUCUAGAGACAUUUCUGCAAGAAGCUGCUGGUACCAAAAGUAGAUUAGAUGGCCUCUGGAAUCAUGCUCGUGCAGAAGCGGAGAGGCCGCACACGUGCAGCUGCCAGGGUUACAUCUUGGCGGAGCAAUGUACCAAAUGUAAAGUCUUUUUAACCAGUCAUCAGUUCUCAGGCUUUCAGGUUUUUUUUUUCAGAUUCUGGCUAUUCUAAACAGUGCUGUGAUGAACAUACAGGUGCAGAUGUCAUUUUGACUGUACUUUUUUUGACUCUUUGGGAUAUAUUCCCAAAAGUGGAAUUGUUGGGUCAAAUGGAAGCUCAAUUUCUAAUUUUCUGAGAAGCGAUCAUAUUGUUUUCCAAAAGGGCUGAAGCAGUAAGCAUUCCCAACAGCAGUGUAGGAGGGUCCCUUUCUCCCCACAUCCACGCCAACAACAGUUUCUUUCGUUCUUUUGGAUGUGAGCCAGUCUCUGUGGUGUGAGGUAGUAUCUCAUAGUUGUUUUGAUCUGCAUCUCCCUGAUGAUUAGUGAUGAAGAGCAAUUUUUCAUAUGCCUUUUAGCCAUUCGCAUUUCUUCCUUGAGUAAGUUUCUGUUCAUAGCUAAAAUAUGGAAACAACCUGAGUGCCCUAAAACAGAUGACUACAGAUGACUGGUUAAAGAAACUUUGGUACAUCUACACAAUGGAAUACUAUGCAGCUAUUUGGAGCAAUGAAGUCAUGAAAUUUGCUUAUAAAUGGAUAGACAUGGAGAGUAUCAUGCUAGGUGAAAUGAGUCAGAAAGAGAAGGACAGACACAGAGGGACUGCACUCAUUUGUAGAGUAUAGAAUAACAUCAUAUGAGGAUGACACCCAAAGACAGUAGAUACAAGGGCCAGAGGGAUUGCCUUAUAGCUGGAAGACUGCUUCAUGAAUGGAGGGGAGAAGGCAGAUGGAAUAAAGAAUGGAUCACUAAGAAAAUGAUGGCUGGAGGAACCAGUUGGGAUGGGAGAUGCAUGCCGAAAGUAGAUAAUGGACCAAACAUGAUGACCUCUCAGUGUCUGUGUUGCAAGCCAUAAUGCCCCAAAGUAGAGAGAGUAUGGGGAAUAUUGUCUGCCAUAGAGGCAGGGGGAGGAUGGGAAAGGGGGUUAUACCUGGGAUAUUGGUGGUGGGGAAUGUGCACUGGUGGAGGGAUGGGUGUUUGAUCAUUGUGAGAUUGUAACCCAAACGUGAAAGCUUGUAACUAUCUCACGGUGAUUCAAUAAAAUAAAAAAAAAGAAAGUUUCUGUUCAUUUCUUCGCCCCAUUUUUUGAUGGGGUUGGAUGUUUCCUUCUUCUAGAGC
Messenger RNA from Sorex araneus (European shrew), 3535 nucleotides. RefSeq names its product cytochrome P450 4B1. The record is from RefSeq and is a predicted model, not a curated record. Gene Ontology annotation, molecular function: heme binding; iron ion binding; oxidoreductase activity, acting on paired donors, with incorporation or reduction of molecular oxygen. The transcript is spliced from 12 exons. Bases 23 to 1558 code for a protein of 511 amino acids. Lineage: Eukaryota; Metazoa; Chordata; Mammalia; Eulipotyphla; Soricidae.